Messenger RNA from Cladophialophora yegresii CBS 114405, 714 nucleotides. RefSeq lists its product as uncharacterized. The transcript has 2 exons. Gene Ontology annotation, biological process: GPI anchor biosynthetic process. The record is from RefSeq and is a predicted model, not a curated record. Lineage: Eukaryota; Fungi; Ascomycota; Eurotiomycetes; Chaetothyriales; Herpotrichiellaceae. Gene Ontology annotation, molecular function: mannosyltransferase activity. The coding region runs from base 1 to 714 and encodes 237 amino acids. Gene Ontology annotation, cellular component: endoplasmic reticulum membrane; mannosyltransferase complex.
AUGGCUAACCUGCACCUCUUGUUGUGGGCCUGGCUUAUACACAGUGCCUUCGCCAAUGUCGAGAAAACAAUCUUCGUCGCUCCGGCGGCCGAGCCUCCUCCACAAGAUGCAAGCAUCGACAGUUUACUUCUGACUCGGCUCUCCGAGCAACAUCCUUUGGCCAGGACUUUCCUCAAUGCCAGCUUUCCUACAGCAGACUCUCCGAAAGGGGUUGAGACUUGGUUUCUCCUCGAAGGACUUCGCCCUCAGAGGCGAUACGAGGUUCGCAUCUGCUGGCUAGCAACACAACCCACAUCAUUUUGGCUGUAUACCCAGACUGUGCAGAAGGCCUUUGAGACACCAGAACUUCUCACAUCAUUGUCUGCAUACUCAUAUGCGCGCCGUGGGCAACUCGGCGCCAGGGAGAAGCAGUCCCUUCAGCUUCGUAAAGCGGACUCCGUUGCUCGCGACUCAACUUUCCUUUUUCUUCAGGUCUUUGCAGCCGCAGACUAUUUCAGCCUCAACGAGACUUUGAUGGCGAUGGUUCCACCGAUAGCCGUCGACGUCAUUCUUGACCCAUAUAUCCUCAACGUCUUCCCGAAAUCGUUGUUGCCGACUGGGCUUUAUCUUCUGCUGAUCGCAACAGGGGCAUGGUUCCUAUCCGGUUGGAUUUCGCACCUACUGUCCGUAACCCCUCUUGCUGGACCAGCGGAGGAGACGAAGAAGGGCAAGUAG